GAUGAUGAGAUAACCUCUGAUUCCACAUACAUACUACAAACAAAGGAAUAGAAAUAGUGGGACUUGAAAAUAACAAUGACGAAGCCAACUACUCUUGCUUUCCUCUCCCUUCUCUUCUUCGUUUUGUUUGUUGCUUCUGUGGAAUCAAGAAAAGACCCAUCAGGAAUGGUAGAAGGAUUUCAAAGCCUUCUCCAAGUGAAGGUUGAGAAUAAGCAGAAAUGUGAAGAGAAGAAGGUGAUUAUGGAAAAAGAGAUGAUUCUAGAAGAUUUUGAACAAAGUUCAAGUAUUACAACCAACAACAAUGACAAUAUUCAUUUUAGGUUGAAAAACAUUGAAUUUGAACCAAGACCAAGUGCUACUUCUUACAACAAUGAUAAUAUUCAUGCCAUGCUGACGAACAGUGAAUUUGAGCCAAGACCAAGUGCUACUGCUUACAACCAUGACAACAUUCAUGGCAUGCUGAAGAACAAUGAAUUUGAGCCAAGACCAAGUGCUACUGCUUACAACAAUGAUAAUGUUCAUGGCAUGCUAAAGAACAAUGAAUUUGAGCCAAGACCAAGUAUGACAGCUUACAAUAAUGAUAAUAUUCAAUCCAAGUUGAAAAAUAGUGGAUUUGAGCCAAGACCAAGUGUUACAGCUUACAACAAUGACAAUAUUGAUUCCAAGUUAAAGAACAUUAAAUUUGAGCCAAGACCAAGUGCUACUGCUUACAACAAUGAUAAUAUUGAUUUCAAAUUGAAAAACAGUGAAUUUGAGCCAAACCCAAAUGCUAUUGCGUUCAAUAAAGAAUUUGAACCCAUUCCAAGCCUCACCAAGUAUAACGAUUAGAUGGAUUAACGCACAAUUGGAAACUUGUGUGUAGUAACUUUCUUUGUAUCCAAUAAUAAAUAAUAUGGUGUUAUAUUUAUAUGCAUCGACAGAUCUUAAUUAGAAUAUGCAUGCUUCAUGGUUCAUGCUCAUUGAGCAAUAGCAUUUUGUUGGUAAAAGUUGUGUAAACUAAAAAGAAUAUGUGUAAUUUUAUGUUUGAAUGAUCAUGUUAAGAGAAAACAAAAUUA
Arachis ipaensis is the source of this 1055-nucleotide messenger RNA. NCBI's taxonomy places the organism in Eukaryota, Viridiplantae, Streptophyta, Magnoliopsida, Fabales, Fabaceae. The record is from RefSeq and is a predicted model, not a curated record.